This is a messenger RNA of Odocoileus virginianus texanus, 7954 nucleotides long. NCBI's taxonomy places the organism in Eukaryota, Metazoa, Chordata, Mammalia, Artiodactyla, Cervidae. The record is from RefSeq and is a predicted model, not a curated record.
AUUCACAGGAUAUGGGAUGUAGAUAGUAAGCCUGCUGCCGGUAUUGGCCAAUAUUGGUGUUACUGUUUUCAGAGUUGUUUAAGGAUCCCAAGAUAAUAUAUGGGGAGGCGCGUGGUCAGUCGUAAAGUGCUAUGCAAAUAUGGUGCUGUUCCUCGCUGGAUUCAUGUGAAGUUGUGGGGCUCCGGGAUGGAUAUUUUCCAAACCAAAUUGGUUCUUAUGGGCCCAAAGCUGGUGAAGUGGUAUUUUUAAAAUACAUUUUCAGGUAUGUUUGUCUAUGUGGCAUGAAAGGCCUGCAUUCACAGUGAUUGCGGAGGAGCGUGUUCCCUGGGACUUCUUGAGUGGUUCUGUUCUGUCCACCGACCUUUAAGUUGAAAUCAUUCGGAGGGGGCUGUUUUCUGCUGUGUCUUCUUUUGUUCCAGGCAGGCCAUAUGGUCUAGUCUCAUCUCCCAUCCCCUUCAUCCCGAGGCACUGCCUUGCUCGUAAGCACCCUGUCUUUUUCUGCUUCCCACAAAGUUUCACUGCCUUCCCCUACCAUCAUGUUCCCCGGUGCUGCAAACAUCACCAUCCGCCUUGACCACCAAUACUUAAGUUCUGAAACCUCGGAGCCUGUGCUGGGUCACCUGUCCUGGGCUCUCACAUUGUUCUCCCGUUACCUCGUGUUGUAUGAUAAAGUACUCCAUACCAACCAGGUACUGUGUAAAUCUUAUCACCCUGGCUAGCCCAAGGCUGACCAGCUCUUUUGCUCCUUAUUUUAAUCCACGACAUCUCUCUCACAGCAGCAAGGGCUCACGGAGACACCCGCUGAUAGCCAUUCUGGAGAAAUCCCUGUCUUCUUGGAUUUGGGGGAAACUGGGGUCUCAUCUUCUAAUGACCACGUUUGUAUGGAUUUGAGCCUCCUUCUGGUCAUUGCCCAUCCUGCACCGUGCUCGGGGCUGGCAGAAGCCUCAAAGUUUAGAAUCAAGAACUUGGAUCUGAACAGAUGAACCCAGGACAGAGCUGCCUGCUGAUGGCAGUGGCAGAGUUCUGGCCCAGUCCUGCCAUGAGCCAACUUCUGCUAUAUGCUGUUGGCUCAUUGGCAAUUACAGAGCCCUGGUGUUUUGGAGGAAAGUAGGGAGGGAGAGGGAUUCCGUAGGUCCUCGCUAACAUUGAUCACAUUCCUAGACUUGAGAAGUACCGCCUCUCACCUCUGUUUUUCUAGCUGCUUCCUUGAGGAUUACUAAAACGUGUGGGUCCCUGAUCUGUUCCUAGUUCCCCUUGGAGGGUGGAGAGGUUCCAUUAGAGAAGCAGAUGGGACUGGUGAUUGCUGUCUGAACCCCCGUCCCUCCCACUAAGAGAGUCCUGGGUCCAGCCAACAUGGCCUUCCAUGGUCCACCUGCUGUCUGCACGGUCCUAGAAGCUGCCCCGGGACCAGAGUCCUCCUCAGCCCCCAGAUUCAGGCAGCUAAGCAGGAGCCUUCAUUCCCUCCUGUUUUCUGAAGAGAUGGCCAGGGUACCCUUGAUCUUCUAAGGGUGUGCAAGUCAGGUCCAACCCUAACCCUAACCUUCUUGCUCCCGGUGACGAUCUGAUGUGGGCGUGGAAGCAGCAUGCACCAUUUUUCUCCGGGGCACCCCAAGCACCCUGCACCCAGAGCUUGUCAGAGUGAAACUCAUACCAAGCGCUUUCAGCCUCAGGCCUAGUCCCCACGGAAUACAGAUACCCAAUGUCCCCCAGCCUCCGUCGCCCACCUCAUCUGUCAGGAAACAGGACAUACAAAGCGACUGUGUGGGUUUGCAGCUUCCCCCGCAGCCUCCCCACUCCAAUUCAUGAAGCGUUGGAAUGUCCUUCAAGUUGCUGCCCAAUAAACUGCUUUCUCUUCUUCAUCAGUCAUGGCCAGCCCAACAAAGGUGUCAGCUCCUUUCUUGCUCCCUGAUGCCUAACGGCACGUAGAGCCCUGGUCCAUGGGUCCUGGUCAGAGAAAGGCCAUCUCAGUGGAGAUGGAGCCACAGAUGCAAGGGCCUUUCCAACGGGGACAUAAAUGGGGGACCCUGCAAAGACCGCAGGAGAAUGAAGAGUAAUGACUUGGUUGUUGCAGGCGGCCAGUGAGCAGGGAUGCCCGCAUCAGUUGCCUUACAGACGAUGCUCCAGGGUCAGGGCUGCUACUCCAGGCAGUGACACAGAGGGAUAGGGCCCAGUAAACCAGCAGGUGGUCAGUUACCUUUCCAUUACCUCCUCAAAGAAAGUGGCAUUUACCUGCUUUGUAAAUGGAGGCUUUGACACACAUCCAAGAGCACUAUUAGCCGUGAAAAAAAUCCACCAUAAACCAAGAGCCGUAGGUUUUGGUUUAAAUUGAGAAGAAUGUUUUCAGUUCCUCUAAAAUUUAGUCUUUGCCAGAUGCUAACUUCAAGACCUACUGAGUAUUUUUCUGUAUUUCUGACAUUGUUAGGCACCGUGGGAAAACUAUAAUAGACCACUCUGUUGGUCUGAGUUGCUUUUGUUUCUUGGGCAAGACAUGGAUACUUUUGACAAUUAGGAAAAAAUACACCCAAAUGUACAUCAGCCAACAACUAGAUUAAUAAAAUGUGGUAUACACACACAAUGGAAUAUUAUUUGGCCAGUAAAAGGAAUAAAGUACAUAAGACAACAUGAAAAAACCUUGAAAACAUACUAAGAGAAAGGAGGACACAAAAAAACUAUAUUGCACAAGUCCACUGAUAUGAAAUAUCUAAUAUAGGCAAAUCUAUAGAGACAAAGCAGAUCGAUGGUUGCCUCGGCUGGUGGAGGGGGAGGGGAUAGUCAGUGACUGCUAAUGGGUAUGGGGUUUCUUUUGGGGGUGAUGCAAAUGUUCUAAAGGUACAUCGUGGUGAUAUGUUUGCAUUCUGUGACUAUACCAAAAAGUAUUGAAUGAUACACUCUAAAUGGGUGAAUUUUAUGAUACAUGAGUUACAUCUCAGUAAAGAUGUUUGAAAAAGCAACAGUGCAAGAUGGCAUGGAAUUAAAUGCAAGUUUGUGCUAUUCAGAUGGUAACAGUUUUUACAGGAAAGGAGGGUGGGGUGUCUUGAAUGGUGCACUUUGAGCAGGUAGGUAGGAGGGUUCUCGAGAGAUGCUCAACAGCCUUGAGCAGAAGUCAGUUUUGUUGUGGCUGCAGAAUACGGUUAGUGCAGAAAACAGCCAGACUUGGCGUGGAAGGUGGGGAGAAGACGGUCACGUGGGGAGGAGGGAACAGACUGAGAGGAGCCUUGAAGGCAAAGCACCGGGUUAGAGUUCACCCUCUGCACAGCCUUCGAUAUUGAUCAGGAGAAGGAGCGGGACUAGCACACUGUGGCCUGGCGCAUCGGGGUGAGCUUGACCUCCAGGGACAGGGACAAGUAAGCUGGCUCUUGAGGCUUUAUAUAGAUCACGCAGAAGAGUUCUGUUCGCAUGUCCUGGCCAGGAAGAGCGGGGAGUUUCAGAUCCAAAUGGGAUCAGCCUGAGCUGGUCCCAGCAGAGCCGAGUCUCCCUUUGUUGCUUUCUCUUGGGGCAACACCCCUGUUCUUCCCGCUACCUAUUUGUUUCUGAGACUUGUCAAAAUAGGCUGUGAUGCCAGAGGCUAAGAAUUUGAGUUUACCGGAGUUUACUGUUUGACCAACGGCUGGUACAGAUCAUGAGCUGCAAAAUAUUUAAUCAGUGAGGUCAUUGCAGGAAAAUGAGAUUUGAUCCAUAGGAGCGUCUUCUGUUUCCCUAAGGGUCAAGUCUGAAUGGCUUUUCUUCUGCCUUCUCUUGGCAAAACCACAAACCAUUAAAAAUGGAAAGAAUAACUUUUUUUUUCCAAGACCCACAAAAGCUUAUUUUUAAUCAAUGUGUGGUCUGCUCACCUUUGUGGUGUCCCUCUUGACCUGAUUCACAAAAAUAAAUGAGUGCAGGCCUGGUGGUUUGUUUCCAAACCCUUUUAAACCAGCACCUCCUUUUUGAUGACUCAGUAUUUACGUAGGACUUAAGACAGAGCCCUUGGGUCAAGGGGCACCCGGCCUGCAGCCAUGGCCUCGGAGCCUCAUCCGAGGCCCCUCCAAAAAGCUACUGUUAGUCCCUGGUGCCCGGGAAGCAUUUCAUCAGUGAGGUUUUUUAGCAGAAACCUGGUGGGGACUUCAGAAAGAGUGGGUUAAAAUGAGGUGGUGAAGGAGAAGCGGAGUUUGGAAGGGAAGACAACAGAGAGACAGUGCAUCAUUGUCAGAUUAUUCAGCAAGCUUUUGUUGGCAGCUCUCGUGGGCCAGGGCCCUCCUGGGUGAUGGGGUUUGAAGGUAAAUGUGACAUGUCCCCACUCUGGCAACCUUAUUGAGAAAGGGGCCUCUCCUCCAGGGCGACAAGUGUGAGGGGAGGGCCCCUGACCCAGACUGGGGUCAGAAAGGCCUUUGGUGCAGUUUCCAGCCAGGCUGAGAACCAGAGGCCGGGUGGAGAGCCAAGCAGAGACACCAGGGCGGCGGAGCCAGGUGCCUGUCAGAGCCUCCCGAGUCCGGGACCUGAAGUGGGCUGCCGGCGAGCCUCUGGUGGCGAACCGGGGGUAAGAAAGAAAGAAGGCUGCAGAAGGCAGGGAAACCAGGCCGGUGGUGGGUGCGAGCUACCGCAGGUGUGUUGUUCUGGUGGAGGCCGGACAGAGGGCGGAAGAUGCCAGGAGCAGGCAUGCAAGUCCUGAGAUGGGUGUGGGGUGCCCGGGAGAAGACAGGUCCGCCCCGAAGGUGUCCUUAUCCUGUGUUCAGCCUCAGGCCUUCCUGUUGGUCCCAGCCCUGGGGAGCCCCCGUGGAAGUGGAGUCCCUCCUAGUGCACCCCGGUGACCUGCUGCAGCUCCGCUGCCGGCUGCGGGACGAUGUUCAGAGCAUCAACUGGCUGCGGGACGGGGUGCAGCUGGCGGACAGCAACCGCACGCGCAUCACCGGGGAGGAGGUGGAGGUUCGGGGCUCCGUGCCCGCCGACUCAGGCCUCUACGCCUGCGUGACCAGCAGCCCCUCCGGCAGCGACACCACCUACUUCUCCGUCAACGUCUCAGAUGCGCUCCCCUCAUCGGAGGACGACGAUGACGACGAUGACUCCUCUUCGGAGGAGAAGGAAACAGAUAACACCAAACCAAACCGUAUGCCCGUGGCUCCGUACUGGACGUCGCCAGAAAAGAUGGAAAAGAAACUGCAUGCAGUGCCAGCUGCCAAGACAGUGAAGUUCAAAUGCCCUUCCAGUGGGACCCCAAACCCCACGCUGCGCUGGCUGAAAAAUGGCAAAGAAUUCAAGCCCGACCACAGGAUUGGAGGCUACAAGGUCCGUUAUGCCACCUGGAGCAUCAUUAUGGACUCCGUGGUGCCUUCUGAUAAGGGCAACUACACCUGCAUCGUGGAGAAUGAAUACGGCAGCAUCAACCAUACCUACCAGCUCGAUGUCGUGGAGCGGUCCCCUCACCGGCCCAUCCUGCAGGCAGGCUUGCCGGCCAACAAGACCGUGGCCCUGGGCAGCAACGUGGAGUUCAUGUGCAAGGUGUACAGCGACCCGCAACCCCACAUCCAGUGGCUGAAGCACAUCGAGGUGAACGGGAGUAAGAUUGGGCCGGACAACCUGCCUUAUGUCCAGAUCUUGAAGACGGCCGGAGUUAACACCACCGACAAAGAGAUGGAGGUGCUGCACUUAAGGAACGUCUCCUUUGAGGACGCGGGGGAGUAUACGUGCUUGGCGGGUAACUCUAUCGGACUCUCCCAUCACUCUGCAUGGCUGACCGUUCUGGAAGCCCUGGAAGAGAGACCGGCGGUGAUGACCUCGCCGCUGUACCUGGAGAUCAUCAUCUAUUGCACGGGGGCCUUCCUUAUCUCCUGCAUGGUGGGGUCUGUCAUCAUCUACAAGAUGAAGAGCGGCACGAAGAAGAGUGACUUCCACAGCCAGAUGGCCGUGCACAAGCUGGCCAAGAGCAUCCCUCUGCGCAGACAGGUAACAGUGUCGGCUGACUCCAGCGCGUCCAUGAACUCCGGGGUCCUGCUGGUUCGACCCUCGCGUCUGUCCUCCAGCGGCACCCCUAUGCUGGCCGGGGUCUCUGAAUACGAGCUUCCCGAAGACCCUCGCUGGGAGCUGCCUCGGGACAGACUGGUUUUAGGCAAGCCCCUGGGAGAGGGCUGCUUUGGGCAGGUGGUGUUGGCGGAGGCCAUCGGGCUGGACAAGGACAAACCCAACCGUGUGACCAAAGUGGCCGUGAAGAUGCUGAAGUCGGAUGCAACAGAGAAAGACCUGUCGGACCUGAUCUCCGAGAUGGAGAUGAUGAAGAUGAUUGGAAAACACAAGAACAUCAUCAACCUGCUGGGGGCCUGCACACAGGAUGGUCCCCUGUAUGUCAUUGUGGAGUACGCCUCCAAAGGCAACCUCCGGGAGUACCUGCAGGCCCGGAGGCCGCCGGGGCUGGAGUACUGCUACAACCCCAGCCACCACCCCGAGGAGCAGCUUUCCUCCAAGGACCUGGUAUCCUGCGCCUACCAGGUGGCCCGAGGCAUGGAGUAUCUUGCCUCCAAGAAGUGCAUCCACCGGGACCUGGCCGCCAGGAACGUCCUGGUGACGGAGGACAAUGUAAUGAAGAUCGCAGACUUCGGUCUUGCUCGAGACAUCCACCACAUCGACUACUAUAAAAAGACAACUAACGGCCGACUGCCCGUCAAGUGGAUGGCACCGGAGGCCUUGUUUGACCGGAUCUACACCCACCAGAGCGACGUGUGGUCUUUUGGGGUACUCCUCUGGGAAAUCUUCACUCUGGGCGGCUCCCCGUACCCUGGGGUCCCCGUGGAGGAGCUUUUCAAGCUGCUGAAGGAGGGUCAUCGUAUGGACAAGCCCAGUAACUGCACCAACGAGCUCUACAUGAUGAUGAGAGACUGCUGGCACGCGGUCCCCUCACAGAGACCCACCUUCAAGCAGCUGGUGGAAGACCUGGACCGCAUCGUCGCCUUGACCUCCAACCAGGAGUACCUGGACCUGUCAAUGCCCCUGGACCAAUACUCCCCCAGUUUCCCUGACACCCGCAGCUCCACCUGCUCCUCCGGAGAGGAUUCCGUCUUCUCUCACGAGCCCUUGCCCGAGGAACCCUGCCUGCCCCGACACCCGGCCCAGCUGGCCAACGGCGGACUCAAACGGCGCUGACUGGCCCCCACACCUUGCACCUCUCCCCGGACUCCAUCCUCAGCUGUGGCCCCGCCCCUCCUCUGCUGGACUCGCUGCCUCCCCUGUGCUCUGCCGGCCGGCCUCCUUGAGGCCCGCACCCCCGAGCUCCCCUCCUCUCCUCCUCACAGCCUGACACAGAGGAGCAGGAAGGCCGGUCCUUGCUGACGGCUACUACGUGGCCUGCCAAAUCUUGGACCAAGACCCCCUCCCUGCCGCCUGGAGGGUCGGGCAUGGGGGCCGAGCCGCCCUCGAGCACGAGCCGACUGAGUUUUCCUGCAUUGGUCUCGCCUGCUCUGCGCCGCCCAUGUACCCGUGUUCUGGCGGCAGGUCCUCGGGCUACAGCGGGAGCUGGGUGUGGGGGUGGUCAGCGCUCGGGCCUCCACAGAAGGCGACCUCUGCUCCGACGGAUAGUGCCAGUGGCUUAUUGAUUCCGAUACUAAUUUGCUUUGCUGACCAAAUACCUGGUACCCAAGGGUGGGGACACAGAGGCGGGGAGCCGGCGGCGUGGCCCUGGGGCCCAGCCCCAAAGCAGGGGCUCUGUACAUAGCUACGAAGAAAACACAAAGUGUAUAAAUCUGAGUAUAUAUUUACAUGUCUUUUUAAAAGGGUCGUUACCAGAGAUUUACCCAUUGGGUAAGAUGCUCCUGGUGGUUGGGAGGCAUCAGUUGCUAUAUAUUAAAAACAAAGAAAAAAGAAAAAAAAGGAAAAUGUUUUUAAAAAGGUCAUAUAUUUUUUGCUACUUUUGCUGUUUUAUUUUUUUAAAUUAUGUUCUAAACCUAUUUUCAGUUUAGGUCCCUCAAUAAAAAUUGCUGCUGCUUCAUUUUUA